AUGCAGAAAGACACUUCGCUGCCACCCCCAUCUGGGCCCUUGGCCUCCAACACUGCCCUGGGGGCAGGCGGGCAGGCCAGCUCAUCUGGACUCCCAAGCAAGAGCGAGACUCGGCGCCGCACCAGCCCCAAUCCCCACCGGAAGCCGAGCAUAUCCAAGGUGAUCCUGGGGUUCGUGGCAGACAAAGGGGCAGGCCACCGCGUGUCCCUGGCCGCCCUGAAGAAGGCUGUUGCCACCAGGGGCUACAACAUGACCCGCAACGCCUGGCGCUUCAAGCGAGUGCUCAAGGGGCUGGUGGACAAGGGCAUGCUCAAGCAGGUGACAGGCAAGGGGGCCACAGGCUCCUUCCUCAUGGGCAAGAAUCAUGCCUCCAAGUUUAAGCUCAAGGCCAAGAGACGGCGGCAGCAGCGCCAGCGCCGGCCUGGGCAAUGCCAGUCUGGGCAGCGCCGGUUGCUCAGGGGCUCUAAACCGGGGCACAGGCGACCCAUCAAGGGGGUUCGCAGGGUGGCCAAGUGCCACCGCAGUUAA
Molecule: messenger RNA, 528 nt
Organism: Budorcas taxicolor (takin)
Lineage: Eukaryota; Metazoa; Chordata; Mammalia; Artiodactyla; Bovidae
Product: spermatid-specific linker histone H1-like protein
Exons: 1
Coding region: 1-528 (175 amino acids)
Biological process (GO): nucleosome assembly
Cellular component (GO): nucleosome
Molecular function (GO): DNA binding
Source: RefSeq, a predicted model, not a curated record